AUGUCGUCCUUUCUUACACCACCAAAAUCGGGCCCUUCGGGGCGCCCUGCCGCCAAACCGCGAUUCGCAAAGCCGAACCCCGUCCGAGCCAUGCGCGAACGAGAAGAAAGGCGAGCAGCCGCUUCAGCAGCCCAAUCAAAUAGUUUACGAGUCGCUGCAGUAAAUCGAAAUGCUGCACUUGCGAGACCGAACCGCCCACAAUGUCCCAACAAAGCCUGUCCCAAACCGAACGUCGUUGAUGGCACAUGUCAAACUUGUGGUCGUAUUUCGGAUGACAGUAAUAUCGUGGCGGAAAUCACAUUCGGAGAAUCUUCUUCGGGUGCUGCUGUAGUACACGGUUCUUAUAUCGGUGCCGAUCAGGCGGGUGUUCGCAGCAUGGGUCCUGCGUUUCGACGAGUUGGUGGAUCGGAGGACAGGGAGAAGAGCAUUCGGGAGGCAAAGGGAUUGAUGCAGGGUUAUGCGCAACAACUUAAUGUCAGUGAUAGUCUGGUCACUGCGGGAACACAAGUCUUCAAAUUGGCUUCCAUGGCAAACUUUAUUCAGGGUCGUACAUUAGCCAGUGUUGCAGCAGUCUGUCUAUAUGCUGCAUGCCGAGCAGAGCCGCCCUGCAAGGUCAUGCUUAUCGAUUUGGCGGAUUUGGUACAACUCAACGUCUUCAAGCUGGGUCGAAUUUUCAAGAAGCUCAAUGAGGUGGUGCCAAUCGGCAACGACGGUCUUAUUCCUGUAUACCCGGAGGAUCUUAUCUGGCGAUUUGCGACAAAGAUGGAGUUCCACCAAGACACCGCCAAGGUUGCCGAAGAUGCUGUCCGUUUGGUCAAACGAAUGAGCCGAGAUUGGAUGGUCAUGGGUCGUCGACCUUCUGGUAUCUGCGGAGCUUGUUUGCUCAUGGCGGCGCGAAUGCACAACUUCCGACGAACAGUGCGCGAGGUGGUGUACAUCGUCAAAGUCACCAAUCACACAAUUCAGAACCGUCUAUCAGAGUUCAAGGUCACUGAAUCCAGUCAGAUGUCCGUGGAGGACUUCUUGAAGAUGGACUUCCUAGAAAGUUCACAUGAUCCACCAUCAUUUUAUAAGCAGACCGCCGAGUACAAAAAGCAACUAGCCGUCAAGAACAAGAAGCGAAAGCGGCCUUCAACCGAUGGAGACGCCGACGAGGAUGACGAGGAGGAGGAAGACGACAACUUGGCCGACAAGAUUGAUCCGCGACUAAUAGAAGGCGGCGCCGAUCUUUCCAACGCGCCAGUAGUCGAGUACCGUCGUGAUGAUGACGGCUUCAUCAUUCCACCUCUACCAUCCAAGAUCGCUAAGGAUCCAUCACUCGUCAGCAAAUUGACUGAGAAUGGGGAGGCCGAAGAAGGCGAUGAAAAUGAGGAAGAGAACAACGUCCAAACACUCGACACAUUGGUUGAAGAAUUCGGAGAUGCAUUGGAAGAGGAGAUGGCAGAAGACGCUGCAUCUCAAAAUACCAAUACCCGCAAAGGCGAUAAGCCCCAACUACCCAUUAAUGAGGAGUGGGAGCAAGAUGAGCAAGAACUAGAGGGCGUUAUUGAAGAGAUCUUCAACGAUCCAUUGACUUAUGAACACGCAAUGGCCUACACGACUGCCGAGCAGCGAGCCCGAAUCCACACAGUCUGGGCUCUACAACAACGCCCACAAAAAGAAGUUUCCAUGUCGGCAGACGUCACAGAAGACGAAUUCGCCGACGAUCCUGAGGUCAACAACUGUCUACUAUCCCCCGAAGAAGCCCAGAUCAAGGAGAUGAUCUGGGUCAAUCAGAACAAGGAAUGGCUACGGAAACACCAAGAGAAAGUCUUCCGGAAGAAGGUUGAAGCCGAGCGACCGAAGCAGACACGAAAGCGACGCAAGCGCGCUCGAAUGGGUGAAGGCCAGACCAGUCCCGCCAGCUCAGCCGCCGAAGCAGCUGUCAACGUCGCCAAGGACCGCGCAUGGUCAAAGAGGAUCAACUACGACGCCAUCCGUAAUAUUUUCGACCUGCCUAACAUCGGCGGUCCCGGCUCAGAAGCAACAAGCCGUAAGACGAGCCAGGCUGGGAGCACACGAGGCGACGAUGCCGUGGAGGCACCCGAUGAGAGCGUCGCAGGGGAUGAGGCCGAGGCUCCUCAAGAGGAGGAGGAGGAGGAGUAUGAAGAUGAAGAGUACGACGAGACACAGGGUUAUAACGAUGGAGAAGAGUUUGGCGGUGGUAACGAUGAAUUUGGUGGGGAUGGAGGAUAUGAUGAGGAUGAUCCGGAAAUGGAUGCUGAGUACGGGCUGGAGGAAUAUGCUUAA
This is a messenger RNA of Fusarium coffeatum, 2289 nucleotides long. RefSeq lists its product as uncharacterized. Gene Ontology annotation, cellular component: transcription preinitiation complex; transcription factor TFIIIB complex; nucleus. The record is from RefSeq and is a predicted model, not a curated record. The transcript has a single exon. Gene Ontology annotation, biological process: transcription preinitiation complex assembly; transcription by RNA polymerase III; DNA-templated transcription initiation. The coding region runs from base 1 to 2289 and encodes 762 amino acids. NCBI's taxonomy places the organism in Eukaryota, Fungi, Ascomycota, Sordariomycetes, Hypocreales, Nectriaceae. Gene Ontology annotation, molecular function: TBP-class protein binding; RNA polymerase III general transcription initiation factor activity; RNA polymerase III type 3 promoter sequence-specific DNA binding.